Molecule: messenger RNA, 1911 nt
Organism: Ceratotherium simum simum (southern white rhinoceros)
Lineage: Eukaryota; Metazoa; Chordata; Mammalia; Perissodactyla; Rhinocerotidae
Gene: SLC25A23
Product: solute carrier family 25 member 23
Biological process (GO): transmembrane transport
Molecular function (GO): calcium ion binding
Source: RefSeq, a predicted model, not a curated record
UGAUCUCUCUAGUGCCUCUUCCCGGAACGAAUCCUGGGGCUCCCUAGGCUAUGCAAUAAGGGAGCAUCCCUGACAUCUCUCCGCACACCCUCCCCAGCUCCGCUCCCCCCCCAACGCGGGUCGGGGGAGGAGACGCAAGUUCUGGCGCGGGCGACGACGGCUAGCAGUCACCGCCUCCUACAAGUGCCAGAGCCAGGCGGACGGCGCGGAGGCUGCGGUGGCAGCGGCCCCUGAGCUGGCCCUGCGGGGCCCCGGGGGGAGGGGGAGCCGCUAAGCCCCCGCUGAGGCCGCCCCUGCCGGGCCUCCCCUCCCCCCCGGGCGGGCGCCAUGCGGGGGGGCCCGGGUGACGCGGAGCGGCGGCAGCGCUGGAGUCGCCUCUUCGAGGAGCUGGACCGUAACAAGGAUGGCCGCGUGGAUGUGCACGAGUUGCGCCAGGGCCUGGCCCGGCUGGGCGCGGGCGACCCGGACCGCGGCGCCCAACAGGGCAUGUCCUGUGAGGGUGACACUGACCCAGAUGGUGGUCUUGACCUGGAGGAGUUUACCCGCUACCUGCAGGAGCGAGAGCAGCGUCUGUUGCUUCUGUUCCGCAGUCUGGACCGGAAUCAGGACGGUCAUAUCGAUGUCUCUGAGAUCCAGCAGAGUUUCCGGGCUCUGGGCAUUUCCAUCUCCCUGGAGCAGGCGGAGAAAAUUCUGCACAGUAUGGACCGUGAUGGCACCAUGACCAUUGACUGGCAAGAAUGGCGAGACCACUUCCUGUUGCAUUCGCUGGAAAAUGUGGAAGACGUGCUCUAUUUCUGGAAGCAUUCCACGGUCCUGGACAUUGGCGAGUGCCUGACUGUCCCCGACGAGUUCUCGGAGCAGGAGAAGCUGAGCGGCAUGUGGUGGAAGCAGCUGGUGGCGGGCGCGGUGGCGGGUGCCGUGUCUAGGACAGGCACAGCCCCUCUGGACCGCCUCAAGGUCUUCAUGCAGGUCCACGCCUCCAAGACCAACCGGCUGAAUAUCUUGGGGGGCCUACGGAGCAUGAUCCGAGAGGGGGGCGUGCGCGCCCUGUGGCGUGGCAACGGCAUCAACGUGCUCAAGAUUGCCCCCGAGUCGGCUAUCAAGUUCAUGGCCUACGAGCAGAUCAAGCGGGCCAUCCGAGGACAGCAGGAGACGCUGCACGUGCAGGAGCGCUUUGUGGCUGGCUCCCUGGCUGGCGCCACGGCCCAAACCAUCAUUUACCCCAUGGAGGUGCUGAAGACACGGCUGACCCUUCGCCGGACGGGCCAGUACAAGGGGCUUUGGGACUGUGCGCGGCGGAUCUUGGAGCAAGAAGGGCCCCGUGCCUUCUACCGUGGCUACCUGCCCAAUGUGCUGGGCAUCAUCCCCUACGCGGGCAUCGACCUGGCCGUCUAUGAGACCCUGAAAAACCGGUGGCUCCAGCAGAAUAGCCACGACUCGGCAGACCCGGGCAUCGUCGUGCUCCUGGCCUGCGGUACCAUCUCCAGCACCUGUGGCCAGAUAGCCAGUUACCCGCUGGCCCUGGUCCGGACCCGCAUGCAGGCCCAAGCCUCCGUCGAGGGCGGCCUCCAGCUCUCCAUGCUGGGUCUGCUCCGUCACAUCCUGUCCCAGGAGGGCGUGCGGGGCCUCUACCGGGGCAUUGCCCCCAACUUCAUGAAGGUUAUCCCGGCUGUGAGCAUCUCCUAUGUGGUCUACGAGAACAUGAAGCAGGCCCUGGGGGUCACAUCCAGGUGAGGGACCCAGAGCCCGCCCCCCACAAGAUUCCUCACGUCAAUCAUGAUGUCCCCUACACCUCAGCUGCUGGAGACUGAUGGCCCAGGCAGUGGAUCCCAGGCCCCCCCACACUCAAACCACAGGAUCUCCAUACUUCAGCCAUGGGGUCCUGCGUGUCCACAUCCCAGCUACUGGAUC